AUGACGGCAUCGGAUCGAGGCUCCCUCAACCGCCGCUCCUCUACCCAACACUACCAGACCUUCGAUACCCCGCCGCCAAAGUCGCGUGGACGGCCGAAUUCCGGACAGUCGGAAUCCUCCGCAGAUGGCUCCCAUGGAAAUCCAGAUGACAGCCCGGAUCACAAUCAUAUACAGUCGUCGCCUUUGCCUGGAAGGCAGAUGGCAGUGUUGGCGAUGAUCGCGUUGGCUGAGCAAACCGCCCUUAACUCGAUCAGUCCUUAUCUUCCUGACAUGGCUUCUACCUUUCCCGAGGUGGAGCCUAGUCAGGUGGGUGUUUAUGUCGGAACGAUUGCAUCGGCAUUUGCAUUGGCACAAUUCGCUACCAAUUAUUUCUGGGGAUCGCUAUCAGAUCGCAUUGGACGCAAACCAGUGAUACUUCUGGGUACUCUGCUGACGGCGUUGUGUUUUGUUGCCUUUGGAUUUUGCAAGACACUCGGCCAGGCGAUCGCGGUACAAGCUCUCAUGGGUAUCGUCAAUGGAAACCAAGGCUUGGUAUCUACAUGUCUGGGUGAAAUUACCGACCGAAGUAACCAGUCGCAGGCAUUUACUUACCUCCCUGUCCUUUAUGGCAUUGGAGGCAUAACAGGUCCACUCCUAGGGGGACUUCUAGUUCUUGAAAACAACCCAUUCACUGGGGAAAAGAACCCAUAUCCAUACCUCGCUCCUAACUUGGUCUCUGCGGCUAUUCUUCUUCUGGAUUUUGGGUUGACAGCCUGCUUUUUGGAGGAAAGCUUAGAAGAUGCCGAGACGCUACCUAAGUUUAGCAGAAAAGUUCGCAGUCUGUUCUCCUGGAUCUGGCAAUUUACCGGUCUAUCACGGCACCCGACUUACAUGCGAGUACCGGACUCUGCACUUCAUCACGGUGCUGAAAAUGAUGACCACGACAGUGACUUGGACUCAGCCUCUGAGGUUUCGAGCCGCCUUGACCAUCAUGCCGAAGAACUGACCUGGGAUGAGAUUUUCACUCGUGACACCAUCUUGCUACUCUUGACCUAUCUGAUUUUCUCAUUCUGCAAUGUCUCAUUCAACUCACUGUUUCCAAUCUUCGCGCAAGCCAAGCCUCCUGCUGGUCGCAAACUCACACCAUCUGAGAUCGGUCUUUCGCAGGGAUUUGCUGGCAUCGUGACAAUCAUAUUCCAGAUCUGCGUCUUCAAUCGCCUUCGCGACAAGAUGGGCAAUCGAUGGUCUUACCGCGCCGGCCUUUUUGGCUUUAUCAUCUCUUUCCUGUUGAUGCCAUUCAUCGGAUACAAGAGCAGCCCUAGCGAAGGAUUGACUCGUCAGUCAGUACUGAUGGCUGUGGAGUUAUGCUUUGUGCUCUUGGUGAAGACUGUGGCCUCUGUAGGCGGCUUGACUAGUGCCCUGCUCCUGGUCACUAACUCUGCCCCCAACCAUGCCGUACUGGGUGCUCUCAAUGGACUUGCCCAGACCCUCUCAGCUGCUGGACGCUCCGUCGGGCCCUUUUUAUCUGGAGGCCUGUUCUCAUUGACCUCCAAGAUCCAGCCUAAAGGUGAAGCUAUAGCCUUUGGUGUCUUUGGCGCUGUCUCUUUCGUUGGGUUCCUCAUGAGCUUUGGUAUUCGUGGUCGAUCACUCGAAGCCGAAGGGUGGACAAGCGAGAGUGACGAUGGAAACUAUAAAUCCGAUGACGAUGAGCCGAACGGUGCAUAG
Messenger RNA from Penicillium malachiteum, 1704 nucleotides. RefSeq lists its product as uncharacterized. The record is from RefSeq and is a predicted model, not a curated record. The transcript has a single exon. Lineage: Eukaryota; Fungi; Ascomycota; Eurotiomycetes; Eurotiales; Aspergillaceae. Gene Ontology annotation, molecular function: transmembrane transporter activity. Gene Ontology annotation, biological process: transmembrane transport. The coding region runs from base 1 to 1704 and encodes 567 amino acids.